AUGGAGCUACUGCAUGGCCUCAAGUGGCACCACAAUGUCCUCAACCUCCCACAACCAAAGAUGAUGGUUGCCAACAACUGUUGUCAUAUUCACAGUGCAGUGGCUUCUGCCAUGCCUGAGACAGAGGCCAAGCUGGAUGUCUGGCAUUUCAGUGCCAUAUACAUUGCUGCAAUCUUGAACACAAGCAAAAGCCCAUUCCAUAGUGCCAUUGCUGCUGAUAUUUCAGGUGCGAUCCUCAAGAAACAUGCAGAACAUGGACAUGGAGCAGAGUAUUGGGAUUGUGGUGAACAAGAGCAGUGCCUUCUUGCAGCUUUUGAUAAAUGGGCCAAGAAAGGUGUGUGGUCAGCAGCAGCUCAGAAAGUCCAUCAAGAGCAACUCAAACAUGUCCAAAAAUGGUGUCUCAAGUGCUCAGAUCAAGACCUCAGGUCUGACAGCAGCUGUGUCAAGGGCACACACAAAGGCUGGAACUCAUUGCAGCGCGCCCAACCAAGUGGGAUUGUGAUGUUGUCUGCACUCAGUCAUGACUUUGUCCUCCAUCAAAACAUUCGGGUCACUUCCAACUGUGCUGUCCUGCAUGAUUUGGGAAUCAUGCAUGGACAUGACUACUAG
This is a messenger RNA of Suillus subaureus, 609 nucleotides long. RefSeq lists its product as uncharacterized. The transcript is spliced from 4 exons. The coding region runs from base 1 to 609 and encodes 202 amino acids. NCBI's taxonomy places the organism in Eukaryota, Fungi, Basidiomycota, Agaricomycetes, Boletales, Suillaceae. The record is from RefSeq and is a predicted model, not a curated record.